AUGAGCACGGGGGCACCGCCCAAAGGGACCAAGUCGGAUAUUGCCGCGAUAUGCGUCCAAGCAACAUUCGUCGUCGAGCAGCUCUUCGGCUGGACUCUGGCAGCGUGCAAGUACGCUUUGACGAACUAUGAUCCAAACGGGCAUGAAUCGACAAGAAGCGUCGAGGUAAAUGAGGGGCCGGUCGAGGACUCGAGGUGGAUCGGGGCGGACGGAGGGCGGAGACUGACUGACUGGGUUGAUCUGAUGGAGCGAGGUCGAACAGAAGAUAGCCGGCGGGAUGAGGUGGAGGGCGGGCGGGAAGAAGGUUGA
This is a messenger RNA of Colletotrichum higginsianum IMI 349063, 309 nucleotides long. RefSeq lists its product as uncharacterized. NCBI's taxonomy places the organism in Eukaryota, Fungi, Ascomycota, Sordariomycetes, Glomerellales, Glomerellaceae. The record is from RefSeq and is a predicted model, not a curated record. The transcript has a single exon. Bases 1 to 309 code for a protein of 102 amino acids.